CGGCCCCGGCCCCCACCCCCGCCGGGAAUCCGACGUGGAAGUUGCUGGCUGACCGGGCUUGAGAGGAGACCGCCUUGGAGCCGCGACUGGAGGGCAAAGCUAGCGGAGGUGGCGGCGCCGAGGCUGGAAUAGCAGUCGUUGCCGAGUCGAGGCCUGCCUCCGAGGACCGACGAGGGCCGACUGGCGGGUCAUCAUGGGUGGCUUUUUCUCGAGCAUUUUUUCCAGUCUCUUUGGAACCCGGGAAAUGAGGAUUUUAAUUUUGGGAUUAGAUGGUGCAGGAAAAACCACAAUUUUGUACAGAUUACAGGUUGGAGAAGUUGUUACUACUAUUCCUACUAUUGGCUUUAAUGUAGAGACGGUGACAUACAAAAACCUUAAAUUCCAAGUUUGGGAUUUAGGAGGACAGACAAGUAUCAGACCAUACUGGAGAUGUUAUUAUUCAAACACAGAUGCAGUCAUUUAUGUAGUAGACAGUUGUGACCGAGACCGAAUUGGCAUUUCUAAAUCAGAGUUAGUUGCCAUGUUGGAGGAAGAAGAGCUGAGAAAAGCCAUUUUAGUGGUGUUUGCAAAUAAACAAGACAUGGAGCAGGCCAUGACUCCCUCAGAGAUGGCAAACUCACUUGGGUUACCUGCCUUGAAGGACCGAAAAUGGCAGAUAUUCAAAACAUCAGCAACCAAAGGCACUGGCCUUGAUGAGGCAAUGGAAUGGUUAGUCGAAACAUUAAAAAGCAGACAGUAAUUCAAUCACUUCAUCUCCUCUGAAAUGAAGGCUGCAUCACAUUCUCUUUUUAGAACCAAGCAGGUGUACAUCACAUCACUAAGUGUUGAAACUACACGAUUGUUGGCAUAUACAGAACUGACUGUAAAGUUCAUAAUAAAUACAAAAAAAUAAGUAUUUGGAGGGGUAACUUGAUUGAAUCAUCUGAAUAUUCUAUGUAAUGUAAAAACAUUCUUUCCUUGCUUUCUUGAAGGUAUAUAUUCUAUUUGUAUGGAAUUCUUAUUCAAAUACAGUUCUAUUAAAGAAUGCACUCUCUUAUUCAAAUACA
Sciurus carolinensis (gray squirrel) is the source of this 1046-nucleotide messenger RNA. RefSeq names its product ADP ribosylation factor like GTPase 1 (gene Arl1). NCBI's taxonomy places the organism in Eukaryota, Metazoa, Chordata, Mammalia, Rodentia, Sciuridae. Gene Ontology annotation, biological process: vesicle-mediated transport; intracellular protein transport. Gene Ontology annotation, cellular component: cytoplasm; Golgi apparatus. The transcript has 6 exons. Gene Ontology annotation, molecular function: GTP binding; GTPase activity. The coding region runs from base 194 to 739 and encodes 181 amino acids. The record is from RefSeq and is a predicted model, not a curated record.